AUGAAUGGGAACCCAGUCCAAAGCCCUGGGGCGUCGUCAGUCACUCCGGCACCCUCGAAGCGAAAACGCGAAACAACAGCAGAAGGAGACGCAGACGGGACUGCAUCUACGUCUGGAAGCGGCGAAUCUGCGUUUCCCGAUACUCUCAAAGAUCUUCUCGUGGUUCUGUCAAAACAUGACUCUGAUCUUGGGAUUUUAAGUCGUCCACUUGCCCAUGUACCCACCGGAGAGCCUGAAAACAAGCGAGUAAAACGAUCCAAGACGGCUGUCGAACAACAAUCCGUCCAGUAUCGAAUUGAAAAGUCAUACUACAAUUCCCUUGAACCUUUUCUUCAUGAUGUCGAACAGUCUAUCAACUCGUUUGUCGCAGAGUCUCGACACGAUAGCAAGACUCGUCGGUCAACUACACAGGCCUCGCCCAAUGAGUCCUCCAGUCGUGCAAACGCUUUCAGAAAGGAGCUAAAUAGGCUGGUCCUGAAAAAUUUUCCCCAAACAUCGCUAUCUACCACUUCGAUCAAACCAGCAAAGGUUGAGGACUCGCCUGAACUACUGGCCGGCAAUUCUCGUAACGAUCGGCUGGCUUUGGCUCUCGUGGAUAAUACUCCUCAUGGAAGACAGAUAUUCUCGAGUGUGCAGAAAUCCGAUUUACCUAUCAAUGAAACCGCGCUUCCAAAGGGGAUAAUAGUUACUAAGAUUGUUCCCUUCAAUCCUUCUCACAUGGAUGAAUCGCGGGCCCGAACAAGGACAAUCGGGGAGGUAUUUGCACCACGGCCAAAUCUCCCUGUUCUAGAACGGCCUCAGAAACGCCCUGCAGAAAGUGGUUCAACCGUCGUUGAAUGGCUAGAUCCCCUCGAAGCCGUUUCAUCGUUACCUAGCAAGCUUUUGGGGAGAAAAGCUUACAGCCAAAUAUCCCUACCAUCCGGUUCCUGGUUAAACUAUGGCUAUGAGAAUCCCCUACUAUCGGAUAAUGCUCGCCGCGUGCCAAGACAGGAAGCCAUCGAGAAGGAGAAAUUCUCAAAAGAAGACAAAUCUCUCUUUCAUGCAAUCUACUCUUCAUUCGCCCCGUCCUUUGAUAGCUCAGGCGCAGUCGCUCCUCGGGCUGCCAAAUAUCAAGCUUGGUGGGAGAAGUCAGGAGCUCGUCGCAUGAAUGUUCUGUUUAGCUCCGAGCACAACGACGAAGACUCUCCAGCGUCCCCAAAAUCCCGUCCAACUCUGGAUCAAGUGUUGGACCCCCAAUUGUUGGAUGAGGAAACCUUAUCUGAAGCUGUCCAAUCCUUCAAGCCAGAUACAACGUAUGUGGAUAAAGCAACAGACUCUAAAGAAGCUGAGAGCGACAAGGAUAAGGAGAAGAAGGCCCAGGGCGAUAUUGGAGAAAUAUUGGAUGAUAUAUCAGAUCUGCUACAGACAUUAAACUCGUACCGCCAACUCCGAAACCUCUCGCAGCAGUCACCGGAUAAUAGAGCGACCGACCAAAGCAAUGGGACAUUACCAAACCAAGACUCAACGUCCACUCCGUCCGAUGCAGAGUACAGCAUAUACGAAACAUUAAAGUCUAGCUUGUCGGCUCUGGUGUCUACUUUGCCUCCAUACGCAGUGUCGAAGUUGACGGGAGAGCAACUCGCAGAAUUGAACCUGAGCAAGAAGAUUCUCCUUGACGGCGCCGAUUACCCAGGUACCCUGGAUGAUGAUGACUUUACCAAGCAACAAAAACAGGCUGCGCAAAUCCAACAAAAUCUGGUAAAUUCUCGAGGCCAUGCCCAUGGUCAGGCCCCCCAGGGCCGACCAGCUGCCUACCAGACCCCGGCAGCGCCGGCACCUUACCAACGACAACAUGCCACUCGCCAAAAACAUAUGCCAGUAAAUUAUCAACAGGUUCCCCCUCAGGGGUACGCAGGGAGACCACCCCCGCCACCUCCCGGACACUACCAACCCGUAAACCCCCAGCCGUACGCGCAGCAUCCGCCAACCGGUCAACGGCAAGGAUACAUGCAGCCCCCAUACCAACAGCCGGCGGCAGCAUCUCCCCCUUACAGCAGAAGUGCAAUGCUCCAGCAGUUCCAGCGACCUGCAUCCAAUGGUGUACCUCCUUACCCGCAAAGACGGGCCUCCCCUGCACAAACUCCAACCCAACCAUACCCCCAUCGUACACCCCAAGUCGCAUACCAUCAACCUAUCCAUCAGCCACAGCUUAACCACGCUGCUACGGCUCAGAGAAUGCCGCAGUCACCACAUGGUUAUAAUCAAUCACCACAGCGAACAUCUUACCUAAACUCACCAACUGGUCAUCCUGCCCAGCCACGGUACUUCCAGCAGCAGACACCACAACCCAUGCCUUACGCGAACUACCCCCCGGGCCAGGCGAGCCAGAUACACUCUCCAUAUGCAAAGGCUUCUCCAGGUAUACCAUAUCCCCGGUCAGCCGCUGAACAGGCGGCGAUCAUGGACCGGAACAAAAUGCAACUGCUAGACGGUCGCGCUCAAGCCGUUGCCUCACCUCAGCCAAUGCAGCCCAACGGCCAGCCAAAUGGGGUUCCCAUGGCUACCCCUGGACCAUCAAAGUAG
Trichophyton rubrum CBS 118892 is the source of this 2562-nucleotide messenger RNA. RefSeq lists its product as uncharacterized. Lineage: Eukaryota; Fungi; Ascomycota; Eurotiomycetes; Onygenales; Arthrodermataceae. Bases 1 to 2562 code for a protein of 853 amino acids. The transcript is spliced from 2 exons. The record is from RefSeq and is a predicted model, not a curated record.